Messenger RNA from Vitis riparia (riverbank grape), 785 nucleotides. Its product is annotated as translation initiation factor IF-2. The transcript is spliced from 2 exons. The record is from RefSeq and is a predicted model, not a curated record. Bases 22 to 612 code for a protein of 196 amino acids. Lineage: Eukaryota; Viridiplantae; Streptophyta; Magnoliopsida; Vitales; Vitaceae.
UCUACCCUAUUUCCUACGAUCAUGGCGGUGGCAGCGUCUCGGAACACCCUCCACCGAUAUUCGGCCGAAAUUCUCAAACCUACACUCACUCAAACUCUCUCACUCCGAUUUAACUCAACAUCAACCCACUCAACUCAUCAAGACCAUACGUAUACAGACCCCAACUCCUUCAUUGGAAGCUGGAAGGCUCCUGCCGAUCCCAAGGUUGCGCAGGCCAAGCUGGCGGGACUCCGCCGCGACUACGCCAAGAAGGUCAAGGAGCUUCGGUUGCAGUACAUCCACGAGGUGGAGUUGCAGAGGGAGGACAAGCGCCGUAAGGACGAGGCCAAGCGCGAAGCAGCUCGCCGUGCCCAAGCCGAGAUCAAGGCCUCCAAAGCCGCCGCCGCCCAGGCCAGAGCCGCCGAGCGCAAGGUUUUCGAGGAGGAGUUCCGCCAAACCCUGUUGAAAGAGAGAACAGAGAAGCUUGAAAAUUGGAGAAUGAAAGAAAAUAUGAUGGAUGAGAAGAGAAAGGAAAAGAAUGAGCUUUUGCGGCGGCAAAGUUCCAUUUGGAUUGAUGAACGUGAUCUAGAGAAGAAGAUACUGGAAGCCAUUGUUGAUACAACUCACCUCUAAGCCCACUCCAUCCAAAGUUCAGGAACUGCUUUGGAAUAUGUUCUUGAUGCUGGAGAGCCUGGAUGUUUAGUUGAAUAAAAACACUUCAAAAACUUUAGUUCACAGCUCAAAAUUUUCUGGAACUGGCAAAUUUUCAAAAUCAAGUUUAAUUUUUUAGUUAUUUGUUUGUGGUU